Exophiala spinifera is the source of this 498-nucleotide messenger RNA. RefSeq lists its product as uncharacterized. Lineage: Eukaryota; Fungi; Ascomycota; Eurotiomycetes; Chaetothyriales; Herpotrichiellaceae. Bases 1 to 498 code for a protein of 165 amino acids. The transcript has a single exon. The record is from RefSeq and is a predicted model, not a curated record.
AUGGCUCCUAAGUUCGAGCAAGCGUUUAAACUAAGAGCUUUUUUGAGCAAAGAAGAUUUUCUCUCUCUUGGGCCAGUCAAGGGCGGCCCACACCGCUACAUUGCGACGGUUACUCAUGGGACAUUGGAGGGUUCUGGACUUAAAGCUCAUCUCAUCCACGGAGGUGGUGACUGGCUGCUCUUGGACACCUCAAGGGGAGUAGCUCAUCUCGAUAUCCGCGCUCAAGCUCGGUCGGAGGCAGGAGAGUAUUUCUAUCUGCACUACCCAGGUAUCUUGAAAGUGGAUGAAGCAACCCAUCUAGUCAUGCAAUGGAGUCCCGAGGCCAAAACUACUCGAUCAGAGGAUCACUAUUUUAUUACUACGCCAGUGUUCGAGACGAGCAGUCAGGAUUUCAAAUGGAUGGAGGAGAACGUAUUCGUUGGGCAUGGACAUUGGGUCAUUCCUGGUGAUGGUACACAAGCGGUCGAGUAUGAGAUAUACAAGGUGGUCUCUGCAUGA